Messenger RNA from Bradysia coprophila, 1059 nucleotides. Its product is annotated as putative glutathione-specific gamma-glutamylcyclotransferase 2. Gene Ontology annotation, molecular function: glutathione specific gamma-glutamylcyclotransferase activity. Lineage: Eukaryota; Metazoa; Arthropoda; Insecta; Diptera; Sciaridae. Gene Ontology annotation, biological process: glutathione catabolic process. The record is from RefSeq and is a predicted model, not a curated record. Gene Ontology annotation, cellular component: cytoplasm.
ACAAAAAAUUCAGUUGUCUACUGACCGCCACUAUAAUUGUGGAAAAUGAGAAAACAUUGAUGGUGGACAUGGGAAGUAAGCUAUGUUGUUGUGUGAAAUCGGACGACAGUGACGACACUGCCGAAACCGGCAUCCCAUUGCAAGAUAUCGAUGACUAUGAACCGUACAAUUUCAACAGAAACGUUCAUCGAAGUCAACAGCACAUACGUGGAGAUGUUAUCGAUUUCCAUCGUUCGUCGAAUUAAAUUUUAAAAAUUGAGCCAACCGCAUGAAUGUGUAGUGUUAAAUAAGUUGUGAAAGAAAAAGUGUCUCGACUAUUUCGAACGUAAAUCAUCGAAACAUUUCGUUUAAUUUUGUGGUGACGAUGACAGAUGAAAAUCGUAAAAAUUGUGAAGUUGAAAAUAUUGGAAAAAAUGAAAUAAUUUUUCCUGAUUGUGAUGGCUCAGCUGGACAAACGGCAAAUCACUUUUGGGUAUUCGGCUAUGGAUCUUUGGUGUGGAAGGUGGAUUUUCCGAUAGAAUGCAGUCGUGCCGGGUAUAUUAAAGGUUUUCAAAGGCGAUUCUACCAAAACAGUAUCGAUCAUAGAGGAACUAAAGAUAAGCCUGGACGUGUGGUCACAUUAAUACCUGCAAACGAUACCGAAUCUAGAGUGUUCGGAAUGGCAUACAAAAUUCCAGCCGACAAAACAAAACAAGUGCUAGACCAUCUGGAUUUCCGCGAAAAGAACGGCUACGAAAGACAUUUCGUUCAGUUUUUCCCAUUGAAUGAAAAUGAAUUCGGUGAUGCACCCACUAGUCCAAUUGUAAUUUAUGUGGCUACAGAUGACAAUGAAUCGUUUGCUGGUUCGGUUGGUGGAUUGACUGCAAUAGUCGAUCAAAUAUCCGACGCUGUUGGACCUAGCGGAACGAAUCGGGAAUAUGUUUAUCAGUUGGCUGAUGCAAUGCGACGUCAUUUUCCCGAUCAGAAUGACGAACACCUUUUUGGUAUUGAAAAGUUACUUAGGGAGAAAGAGACGAAUUCCACAUUUUGAUGAAAUAAAUGUUUUUAGUUCAAUUGAAA